GGAAAGGGUGCUGCAGGGACGCCAUGUCCUCCAAAGCUGCCUUCUUAUUCCAGAACUCCAGAUCCCACCUUGAGAGAACUUUCCUGUAUGGAUAAUCCUAAAAGUGAUGUGGAAACUGGAAAAAAACUACAGUAACCAAAGUGACAAUGAGUCGGUUAUCAGACGAUCCAGAAAAUGCCCACGGCAGCAGUCUGGGCUCCUGUCCUUCUUUACGGGAUGUUCAUUCCAUCAACCCCGCACAGCUGAUGGCAAGAAUUGAGUCCUAUGAAAACAGAGAGAAAAAAGGCAUAUCUGAUGUCCGAAGGACUUUUUGUUUGUUUGUCACCUUUGACCUCUUAUUUGUAACCUUGCUGUGGAUAAUAGAGUUAAAUGUAAAUGGGGGCAUUGAGAGAAACUUAGAAAAAGAAGUCCUCCAGUAUGAUUAUCGUUCUUCAUAUUUUGAUAUCUUUCUCCUGGCAGUAUUUCGAUUUAAAUUUCUGAUACUUGCAUAUGCACUGUGCAGACUGCAGCACUGGUGGGCCAUAGCAUUCACGACCGCAGUGACCAGUGCCUUCUUACUCGCAAAAGUGAUUCUUUCAAAGCUCUUCUCUCAAGGUGCUUUUGGCUAUGUGUUGCCCAUCAUCUCUUUCAUUCUUGCCUGGAUAGAAACCUGGUUCUUGGAUUUCAAAGUCUUACCACACGAAGCGGAAGAAGAAAACAGACUUCUGCUGGUGCAAGGUGCCUCUGAGCGAGCUGCCCUUAUCCAACCUGGCCUCCCCUCUGAUGGGCAGUUUUAUUCACCCCCUGAAUCUGCUGCAGGAUCUGAUGAAGAAUCUGAUGAAAAACAGGACAGUGAGAAACCUGUUGUAUAACAAAUAUGCCAACAGACUGCAGAUAGAGGGGUCAUGUGGAUGAAUUCUUCUCGAUACAAAAGAAGUUCUCAUAGCAAAGGAGGAACCUAAGCUUCGAAGCCUUCUCCUCGACGUGCAGCCUGCUGUGGGUAAAGACAUGCUUGAAUGGAGAAACACUUGAGCCAUGUGACUGGUCUGUCACCUUACCUGCGCUUUGGGACUGCUUGGCCUAAGACUUUGGAUGGUGGAUCAGUCGGGUUUGCAUCUUGUUCCGGUAUUCCCUUCCUGAUCUGAAACGUGUGGCUUUCCUUGACAGAGCAAAAUCCUGAAUCCAGAUUUGCUCAGGACUUGUCAUGCUUGGUCUAUAAUAAUAAUUGAGUGGCCACUGGAACUCAGAGCAGAAGCAUUUAUUUAUUGAUCAGAAUGAAACUGCUCCCAUGCUCCGUAAUACCUCAUCAAACCUGUCCCAUAUCUGCAUACUUCUUUUGGGCUGAAUCAUGCCUAAUCUGAAAAGAACUCUUCCGUCCAUCAUGUAUUCAAGUAUACUUGAAAAGAUUUUUUUUUCCAAAGGGGCCAGCAGGCUACUGAAGAGCAGUGUACUCAUUAAUCUGGUCUGGAGCCCUGAUGCUAUAUGAAGGAAUGCUUUAGAACGUAAGCCUGUCCAAUAAUGGGUUGGAUUCACUAGAGGAUGCUUAAUGUUGUAUUAAUUUUUACAUUUUUAACAAGUUAUCUUUUAAAAAUUGAAUUAUGUACUCUUUGUAAACUAAACACUAAAAAAAAAAGGUGUGGCAUCACAGGUUUGUAUGUAAAGUCUGAACAGGCGCGAGAAAGCCUUUCCUCUCACAAAGAACUGUAACCUAAUGUGUAACUUUUGGCCCUGUGCUCCUACUGAGAAACUGGAACUGUUUCCUAUUCCUGACGGAUUCCACUGCCCUUACGAGUUACUCUUGUGUAUACUUAUGUGUAUAUAUCUCUACAUCUUGCACUACUUCUAAUUAAUACAGUUAAUUAUGCGAAUUGAAAAACUCACAAUAUUCUGUAUACUACUUCCGCAAAAAAAACAAAAAGUGUACCUGGAUGUUGUUGCUCCUAAAUUCAUUUGAUUAUGUUUAAAUUGUGUGUAAGAGGGCUUAUAUGAAACACUGAAAGCACUACCUGCUUUGAUUUUGGUAUGAUUCUGCGAGUGUUCUUGAAACAUUUCGCAUUCAUAAACUAUGAC
Gekko japonicus is the source of this 2049-nucleotide messenger RNA. RefSeq names its product STARD3 N-terminal like (gene STARD3NL). Bases 147 to 851 code for a protein of 234 amino acids. The record is from RefSeq and is a predicted model, not a curated record. The transcript has 9 exons. Lineage: Eukaryota; Metazoa; Chordata; Lepidosauria; Squamata; Gekkonidae.